AUGCCUGCUCAGGAGCAUCCUGAAGGGUCGAAUACAGCCGCGGGAGCUUCAACAGACGGCAGCGGCGAAUACGUGCGGCUGCACAUCACACCGCUCGACUCGGAGCUCUUCAACAUCAUCAUCCCGGCCUCGGUCCUUCCCGCCGCCCGCAACGUCUCGUACCACACAAUCGACACAUUUCCCGAGAAGCGAUACGGUUUCGUGGAGCUGCCAGAGACGCACGCUGAGAAGCUCAAAAAGAAGCUGAAUGGGUCCGUGCUGAGAGGCAGCAAGAUUCGCAUCGAGAAGGCCCGGCCAGCGAAGCAAAUGGAGCCCCCGGCUCCGACAGAGAUGCCGGUGAAGAAGAGAAAGAAGCCCGCCGAUGGGCUGGAAGCGCCGAAGAAGCGGAAACGCGACGUAGACGUCGUGGAGGGCGUUACGCUUCGAGACCGAAAGGUCAAGCGUGGAUGGACCGAGUCAGUGGAAGAGAAGAAGAAGAACAAGAAGAACAAGGACAAGGAGAGCAGGGACAAGGCAGAGAAACGGAAGCGACCGAAAUCCAAAUACACAGACCAAGAGGAGUGCCUGCUCAAGGUCAAGAUGCCACCCAACGCCAUGGCGAAUUUGCCGCAGGAGGCACACAAGAAGAAGAGGAAGAGGGGCAACACGCGCGAAGUCACCGUUCAUGAAUUCGAGAAAACGACAAAGUUCCCGAGCUUCCUGAAGACCUCUGUGCCAGAGUCAGGGGGGAAAACGGCCAUUGACUACGUGGAAGGAAAAGGCUGGGUUGACGAGGACGGCAACGUCGUCGAAGAGGUCAAGGUAAAGGCCAAGCGCACGCUCGCCAAUGCCCCGGCGGCGAAACAGAAGGCUGUCGAAGCGGAACAGGAGACAGGAAGCGAGGAGGAUGACGACGACGACAGCACCAGCAGUAGUGGAUCCUCAUCUGAGGAGGACGAUGAUUCUGAAGUUGGAGUGCCGGGCAAGAAUCAAGAGUCUACAUCAGACCUUGACCCGAAAGCUCGACUCAAGUCAGGGUCAAGCUCCGAAGCGCCGUCGGAUUCAGGCAGCGAGGAUGAGGACGACAGCCCCCCCGCCGGACCGGCGACGACCGAGAGGCUCAUCCAGGCAACGCUGGUGACUUCAGCCAAGACCGAAAUCGGGAGACCCCAGUCUUCCAGCUCGUCGAAGAGCCUCACCAUCAAGAUACCACCACCGGGAACGCCUGCUGCGCAGGUUCAUCCGCUGGAAGCCUUGUAUAAGCGACAUAAGCCCGCCGACGACACUGCCGAGGCGCCUUCCGCUGCCGAGCCGUUCAGCUUCUUUAGCGGAGGGAACGAUGAGGACAUCGAGGAGGAGGAGGAGCAGGAUCAUCAAGGCGAUCGACCAGCCGCUAUUCCGAUGACGCCGUUCACGAAGCAAGACUUCGAGCGACGAAACAUUCGCAGCGCGGCACCCACGCCAGACACGGCCCAUCCUUCGCGCGCGAAGAACUUCUGGGCUCCAGCUGAGGACGACGAAGAGCCGGAAGACAUUGCGGAUGGGGACGAGGACGAACAUGCAGCGGGGCCGACCGAGAAGAGCGACUUUCAAACCUGGUUCUGGGAAAACCGUGGAGAUCUCAACAGGUCUUGGAUGACGCGCAGGAAGAUGGCGUCCAAGGAGAAAAGACAUCGAGAGAACAAAGCCAGGGCAUCUAAGGCUAUAUAG
This is a messenger RNA of Purpureocillium lilacinum, 1689 nucleotides long. RefSeq lists its product as uncharacterized. The record is from RefSeq and is a predicted model, not a curated record. Lineage: Eukaryota; Fungi; Ascomycota; Sordariomycetes; Hypocreales; Ophiocordycipitaceae. Gene Ontology annotation, molecular function: nucleic acid binding.